This is a messenger RNA of Myotis lucifugus (little brown bat), 4402 nucleotides long. RefSeq names its product bromodomain containing 4 (gene BRD4). The record is from RefSeq and is a predicted model, not a curated record. Lineage: Eukaryota; Metazoa; Chordata; Mammalia; Chiroptera; Vespertilionidae. The transcript has 11 exons. Gene Ontology annotation, cellular component: nucleus; chromatin. Bases 35 to 2194 code for a protein of 719 amino acids. Gene Ontology annotation, biological process: chromatin remodeling; positive regulation of transcription elongation by RNA polymerase II.
AGUGCCCGGUGAAGAAUGUGAUGGGAUCAGUAGCAUGUCUUCGGAGAGCGGCCCUGGGACGAGAUUAAGAAAUCUGCCCGUAAUGGGGGAUGGACUAGAAACUACCCAAAUGUCUACAACGCAGGCCCAAGCCCAACCCCAGCAAGCCAACGCAGCCAGCACCAACCCCCCGCCCCCGGAGACCUCCAACCCCAACAAGCCCAAGAGGCAGACCAACCAACUGCAAUAUCUGCUCAAAGUGGUGCUCAAGACACUAUGGAAACACCAAUUUGCGUGGCCUUUCCAGCAGCCUGUGGACGCCGUCAAGCUAAACCUCCCUGAUUACUAUAAGAUCAUUAAAACACCUAUGGAUAUGGGAACAAUAAAGAAGCGCUUGGAAAACAACUAUUACUGGAAUGCUCAGGAAUGUAUCCAGGACUUCAACACUAUGUUUACAAAUUGUUACAUCUACAACAAGCCUGGAGAUGACAUAGUCUUAAUGGCAGAAGCUCUGGAGAAGCUCUUCUUGCAAAAAAUCAACGAACUGCCCACAGAAGAAACAGAGAUCAUGAUAGUUCCAGCAAAAGGAAGAGGACGUGGGAGGAAAGAAGCAGGGCCGGCAAAACCUGGCGUCUCUACGGUACCAAACACAACGCAAGCAUCGACUCCUCCGCAGACACAGACCUCUCAGCAAAACCCUCCACCUGUGCAGGCCACACCUCACUCCUUCUCCACCAUCACCCCAGACCUCAUUGUCCAGACCCCUGUCACAGUGGUGCCUCCCCAGCCACUGCAGACUCCCCCACCUGUGCCCCCUCAACCCCCACCCCCACCAACUCCCCAACCUGUGCAGAGCCAUCCACCCAUCAUUGCGGCCACCCCACAGCCUGUGAAGACAAAGAAGGGUGUUAAGAGGAAAGCAGACACCACCACCCCCACUACCAUCGAUUCCAUUCAUGAGCCACCUUUGCUGCCCCCAGAGCCCAAGACCACCAAGCUGGGCCCCCGGCGGGAGAGCAGCCGGCCUGUGAAGCCCCCAAAGAAGGAUGUGCCCGAUUCACAGCAGCACCCAGCACUGGACAAGAGCAGCAAGAUCUCAGAGCAGCUCAAGUGCUGUAGCGGCAUCCUCAAGGAGAUGUUCGCCAAGAAGCAUGCCGCCUAUGCUUGGCCUUUCUACAAGCCCGUGGACGUGGAGGCGCUGGGCCUUCAUGACUACUGUGACAUCAUCAAGCAUCCCAUGGAUAUGAGCACAAUCAAGUCUAAACUGGAGGCCCGUGAGUACCGUGAUGCUCAGGAAUUUGGUGCAGAUGUCCGGUUGAUGUUCUCCAAUUGCUACAAGUACAACCCUCCUGACCACGAAGUUGUAGCCAUGGCCCGAAAGCUCCAGGAUGUAUUCGAGAUGCGCUUUGCCAAGAUACCGGACGAGCCUGAGGAGCCUAUGGUGGCUGUGUCGUCCCCUGUGGUGCCACCCCCCACCAAGGUUGUGGCCCCACCCUCAUCCAGUGACAGCAGCAGCGAUAGUUCCUCGGACAGCGACAGCUCAACUGAUGACUCUGAGGAGGAGCGAGCCCAGCGGCUGGCCGAGCUUCAGGAGCAGCUCAAAGCCGUGCACGAGCAGCUUGCAGCCCUCUCGCAGCCCCAGCAGAACAAACCAAAGAAAAAGGAGAAAGACAAGAAGGAAAAGAAAAAAGAAAAGCACAAAAAGAAAGAGGAAAUGGAGGAGAAUAAGAAAAGCAAAGCCAAGGAACUUCCUCCCAAAAAGACCAAGAAAAACAACAGUAGCAACAGUAACACAAGCAAGAAGGAGCCGGUGCCCAUGAAGAACAAGCCUCCUCCAGCAUACGAGUCAGAGGAGGAGGACAAGUGCAAGCCCAUGUCAUAUGAGGAGAAGCGCCAGCUCAGCCUGGACAUCAACAAGCUCCCUGGUGAGAAGCUGGGCCGAGUGGUACACAUCAUCCAGUCGAGGGAGCCCUCACUCAAGAACUCCAACCCCGACGAGAUUGAGAUCGACUUCGAGACCCUAAAGCCAUCCACGCUGCGGGAACUGGAGCGCUACGUCACCUCCUGUUUGCGGAAGAAACGGAAACCUCAAGCCGAGAAAGUGGAUGUGAUUGCUGGCUCCUCCAAGAUGAAGGGCUUCUCGUCCUCUGAGUCUGAGAGCACCAGCGAGUCCAGCUCCUCUGACAGUGAAGACUCCGAAACAGGUCCUGCCUAAUCAUUGGACACGGACUCUUAAUAAAACGGUCUUCAGUUCCAGAUUCCUUCCCAGCAAGCUCUAGCUUAAGUCCAUUUUCUUCUGUGAAAGGGACAGGACUCCAUCAAGUUAUGGAAUUCCUCAGAGCCCUGGGCCUGUCCCCAGGGUGCAUUAGUCAUGUCCAUCAGAGCAGCACACGCCUAGUCCCGCCUCCGGGAAGGCUGCCUGGCCUGGCUGGCCGCCCGGGCCUCCUGUGUACAGACUGCCUGGCUGUCCCGCCCAGCCUCCUUGGUCGUCUGGGCUCCUCUGGGUGGGUGGCAUCUCCCAGAGUGAUGACAAUCUCGCUGCACACGCAUGCGUGUGGUGCUGCUCCAUGUGCAAGGCCCCAUCACAAGUAUGUUUUCUCUCUCUUCAUCCCUCUGUCUCUUUCUGGGACUCUGGAUCCUAACCACUUCCCUCCUGGACCUGGCAGUGACAUGUAGCCCAGAGGAGAUCUCAUUCACCCUAUGGAAGAAAGAACACACUAACAUCUAGAGCUUUCCCAAGUGAGGAAUGGGGGCUGUCCCUCAGCACGCCUUCUUUUUAGUGGCCCAUGCAGCUCCAUCAGCCGAAGGCUAUCACCAGCCACAGCUGACUUACAGCCCCUGGAGUCCUUGCAUUUUUGUUGUUCCCGUGGUUACCUAUUGGGCAUUUUUCCAAUUUCUUUAGCCUCUUCUCCUAAAGUUGCAUAGGGAAAGGCCCUCCUAGGCUGCCUUUUGUCCUUCCCAGGUGAAUAGGAGCAGGCUGCAGUGGGGCUGGCCACUGGUGAGGGCAUUUGGGGAGGUGGCUGUGACCUGGCCCCUGGAGCCCAUCAUCUCUGCCCCCGUGGUGUCAGGGUCUGGGCUAGUAGGUGAGAAAAGGUUCUCAAAAAUCCAGGGCACUGGUCAGUGGUAAGGGCAUCAAAGCCCUUAGAGCCAGCUCCCUACACAUCUCUGAGGGACAUGGCCAGUGCGAGCACCCUCCUGUUUUUUAGGCCCCUGAAAUAAUGGCAUCUGCUGGGAGUUUGGCAGGCCAGGGUGGCCAUAUCAUAUAAGCCCUCUGAGAGGCACUGAAUGGGCUUUUUUGCUCUAAAAAUAAAUAUUGGCCCUUUUUUGGUCAUGAAUCCAGCAUCUUAGCAGAAAACUGCCUGAUGUGAAAAGUUCCCUAAGGAACAGCAUCAGCCUUAAGGGAGAUUUUUUAUUUUUUUUUUUAAUAUAGUUUGUGCAUACUUCAAGACCUUGCCAUCUGCUGGCAUCUUGGAGCCAGCCUUCUGGAACUAGAGCAGGCUUGAAGGGGUGCAGUUCACUAUCCGCAGGCCCAAGCGGCUGUAGCUGCCUCAGAUUGGCCUUGGCCUUGGGUUCUAGCUCUAGCCUCCCACCCCCACACCCAGCCUCUAGGGUCUUGCUGUGAUGCUGGGAGUUCCAGGCUGCUCUCUGGUCCUCUGGCCAGUCAACUUCCAGUCAAGCACUAUUUGCCAAACAGACUAUUUUGAGUUGCCCUUUGGCCUGUGCCUGAUGUGUUUCCAGUGCAGCUCGGCCUAGCUGAGGCCAGGGGUCUUUAUGCCCAGAGAUUCCCAAAGGACAGUUGGAAAGUGGCUGGCAUUGUCUUUCUGGGAAGAUUCUUAGAACAAAUGGAAGCCUGGAUUCCCACAGUGUCAGCCUGUGUGCCACCCCACCCUUCCCACACACUUGUACAUGGGCUGUAGUCGCAGAUUACAGGGUCCUUGCACCCUCUCUGUUCAGGGAUCCUGUCCUCGCCCAUGGGUUUUCAUCUGGCAGAGAACAUGGUCUUUAGACUCGAACUCUCACCUGUGCCCAGUGCCCCAGCCACAGAGCAGAGCCCACUCCUUACUGAAGACCCUGUGCUCAGGCAGUGGGAGGUGCCAGCCAGGCCUCAACUCACCAGCUGGCUUCGGGUCCUGAGGACUUGCUGAGGAGUGGGAGCCCAGGUGUCCACUGGUGCCAAGACUCUAUUUAGUUCAGUUUAGGGUUCCUUACCUUUUCCCUGCCCUUACCCUCCAUCCUGUCUCUUUCCCUUGAUUUGGGGGGUGGGGUGGGGAGGGUGGGAGGAGGAAUCAGUGUUUUAAUCAGAUUUUACAAAAACGUUUUAAUUCUUUGUACAAUUACCAUCCUAUGUAAAGAUGACAUUGUGUUCAGUUCAAGAUUUUCAUGGAAUAAAGAUCACACAGUACUUGAGGCCAUCUUCAUGUAA